This is a messenger RNA of Chinchilla lanigera (long-tailed chinchilla), 1193 nucleotides long. RefSeq names its product protein FRA10AC1-like. NCBI's taxonomy places the organism in Eukaryota, Metazoa, Chordata, Mammalia, Rodentia, Chinchillidae. Gene Ontology annotation, biological process: dephosphorylation. Bases 235 to 1062 code for a protein of 275 amino acids. The transcript has 2 exons. Gene Ontology annotation, molecular function: phosphatase activity. The record is from RefSeq and is a predicted model, not a curated record.
GGUGGCUGCAGCUGCCACUAUUCACGGGGCGAACUUGGCAGAGCAGGGAGGCACAGAAGGGCAGGGGUGUGUAAGGACGGCCGCGGGUGUAUUUGGCGGCGGGAAGGAAGACCUCGAAACUUGUUCCUCCUACUUGGGGAUUGUAAUUUUUUUUCCGGUGACGGAUUCCGGAAAUACUCGGCGUCUCCGUUUUCGAGAUUUUCUGGCUCUUGUCGGUUGAUUUCGUAGCUUGAAAUGCAUGGUCAUGGAGGCUAUGACUCUGAUUUUAGUGAUGAUGAACGUGAAGAGUCGAGCAAAAAGAAAAAACGGAAAAUUGAAGAUGAUUUAUUACUACAAAAGCCAUUUCAAAAAGAAAAGCAGGGAAAGGUGGCUAGUAAGCAAGUUGCAGCAGAACUGCUGGAUAGGGAAGAAGCAAGAAAUAGAAGGUUUCAUCUCAUAGCUAUGGAUGCUUAUCAAAGGCAUACAAAGUUUGUAAAUGACUAUAUUUUAUACUAUGGGGGCAAAAAAGAAGACUUCAGGCGUUUGGGGGAAAAUGACAAGACAGACUUAGAUGUUAUACGAGAAAAUCAUAGAUUCCUACGGAACGAAGAGGAUGAAAUGGAGAUGACUUGGGAGAAGAGACUUGCAAAGAAAUACUAUGAUAAAUUAUUCAAGGAAUAUUGCAUAGCAGAUCUCAGUAAAUACAAAGAAAAUAAGUUUGGAUUUAGGUGGCGAGUAGAAAAAGAAGUAAUUUCAGGAAAAGGGUUAUGCCAAGAAUGUUCCUUUAAAUUAAAUUUCCACCAUAGGAGAAAAGAAAUCAAGUCUAGCAAAAGGAAGGCCAAAACCAAAAAAGGCUAUGAAGAGUCAUCAGACAGAAAAUCCAGGUUGUCUCCAGAAGAAGCUUCUAAGAAGAAAGAUAAAGGACAUGCAUCCUCAAAGAAACCAGAAGAUUCUAUAAACAAAAACUGUGAUGAGGAAGAAAGUCCUUCAGAGUCUGAGCUGUGGAAGGGUCCACUACCAGAAACAGAUGAAAAAUCACAGGAAGAAGAAUUUGAUGAAUAUUUUCAGGAUUUGUUUCUAUGAGACAGGAGAGAAAAACCUGCAUUCCUUAAUGUGAAAGCUCACUUUUAAAUUUCAUAAAACUGUUAUCUACAAAUUGCAAACUUGAAUGGUUUGUCUUUGGGAAUAAAAAUAUAGCCACUCUGAGGAUGUCA